GCUGAGCAGCGGGCGGACUGGGGCAGUCGCUGCGGAGAGAGCGGGGCUACAGCGCCGGGCACGGACACCUGCCGGGACUUAGCGGGGCAGCCGAGCUGCACUGGCAGAGCCGCUUCAGUCCCGCUGCGUGCAGCCAGCGUUGCCUUGAGCCGAGUAAAGGGGGUUGGGAAGAUGCUGAAGAGCUGCGGAAGGAAACUGCUCUUGUUCCUGGUCGGGUGCAUGUUCACCUGCCUCUUGGUCCUGAUGGCGGAUCAGCAGAAGCGGCAGGUGGGGGCCCUGGGAGGAGAAGGGGGCAGGCGAGCUCUGCAGAGCUUGGCGAGCCCGGGCCAGCCGCAGCCGCAGGAGGGCGAGCCCGGCUUGGCCCCGCGAGAGGUGACGAGCUUCACCGAUUACUUCAGCAAGCUGAGCCGGGGCAGGCGGGAGGCGCAGGGAGCCGGCAGCCUGGCCCCGCGCCGGGAGGGGACCCCGAGGCCGGCCCUGGAGGACAUCACCGCCCAGGAUGUCUUCAUCGCGGUGAAGACCACCAAGAAGUUCCACAAGGCCCGGCUGGAGCUGCUGCUGGACACCUGGAUCUCCCGGAACAGAGACCUGACCUUCAUCUUCACCGAUGGGGAGGAUGAGGAACUGAAGAAACGCACAGCCAAUGUCAUCAACACCAACUGUUCCGCUGCCCACAGCCGCCAGGCUUUGUCUUGCAAGAUGGCCGUGGAGUACGACAAGUUCAUCGAGUCCGGGAGAAAGUGGUUUUGCCAUGUGGAUGAUGAUAACUAUGUGAAUGUCCGGACCCUGGUGAAGUUGCUGUCUGGCUACCCCCACACACAGGACAUCUACAUCGGCAAACCUAGUCUGGACCGACCCAUUCAAGCCACAGAGCGGAUCAGUGAGAACAAGAUGCAUCCUGUUCAUUUCUGGUUUGCCACUGGGGGAGCAGGUUUCUGUAUUAGUCGCGGGCUGGCGCUGAAGAUGAGCCCAUGGGCGAGUGGGGGUCAUUUCAUGAGCACAGCAGAGAAGAUCCGCCUGCCAGAUGACUGCACCAUCGGGUACAUCAUAGAGUCCGUGCUAGGAGUGAAGCUUAUCCGGAGUAAUCUCUUCCACUCCCACCUGGAGAACCUCCACCAGGUGCCCAAGACAGAGAUUCACAAACAGGUGACGCUGAGCUAUGGCAUGUUUGAAAACAAGAGGAAUUCCAUCCACAUGAAGGGAGCUUUCUCCGCUGAUGAGGAUCCAUCCAGGUUCCGCUCCAUUCACUGCUUGCUGUACCCAGACACGCCAUGGUGCCCCCCGAAUGUGGUGUACUAGGAGACGCUUGUCCCCGUCAACCUCGUCCCAAGUUUCCCUGGUAUCCGAAGGGCUUGUGGGACCUGUAUGUGUGCAUGUGAUUUCCCUGCUGCGAGGCGAAUGGUUAUUAUUGCUGUGAUAAUGCACAGUGUGUGUGGUUUAUAGGCUGCUGUGCGGCCCCUCAUCUCCCCUGCAGGCGGAGAGAGCAGAUUUUUGUGGUGCUGUCUGCUGCCUCCUCUGACAGGCCGGGGGUAGGUGGGAAAGGCUCGGCCCUGAGCACUUACACGUGUGGCCCAGGGUCCAGGCUGGCUUGUGAAGGGUAAGUGUCCUGAACACCAGCCUGCGUGGCUCUACAUGUUGCUUUGCAGUGUUUGCAAUUCUCAUAGAAUGUAUGUGGAAUAAGUGUGUGCCCUGGGCCAGCUCUUUACUGCCAUGGCGUUCUUUUUCCCCUGGAAUUUUACUUUUAAAUGUUCUCUCUAUCCCAUUCUGCCCAACCCUCGCUCCCUUCUCUUCCCGCUUCCCAGAAAGCCAAGCUGCUUUAUUCCACUACCUACCCACCCCAUUCACUUGCCUCCCCCAACCCUUCGGCUCCGGAUACUGUUUCAGAUGAAGGUUCAUUGAUAAUAGUUGUGGCGGGAGGGGGGGUUUAAUACCUCCCUUCUGCUCCCCUUUCUUGCCUCCCUCCAAUGCUGGGGGGAGCAGGGGAAGUUUGCUGGCUCCAGGGGCAGUUCUCUGGACACACUGGAUCUGAGUCCAGGAAAUGCCCUGGAGGAAUUUUGUACUUUGUUGUGUUUCGAGCUGGACUCUCAGAAUCCCAGCUCACUGUAGCACUGAAGGGAGACAGGCUGGGGGAAGGGGAGCAAGGAGAGGGAUUGGUGGUGGAAGCCGAGAAUCAAUGUUGACUCUGUUCACUGGAGUUCCCUAUGCCUCACUGAAAUAUUUUCAGUACUAUAAAGCUAUGCAGUAUUUAUAUAGGAUAAUUUAAAGACAUUUAUAAAGGGGGUGGGGGAGGGUUGCAAAGAGAUGCAUACAUGCUGUGUCCAUGUUUAUGCUAUAUUUAUAUGGAGACAUAACGUCUCCCUUCAGUGCAAAGUCUCUGCCCACUUACCCUUGCCUCUGGAGCAUCUUCGCGGAGGGGGAAAAGUGCUACAAAUGUUUUGUCCCUAACACUAGUGUCCAUCAGGGCCAAUUAUUAACAUACAUACAAUGCACUGUGUAUACCAAUGAAUACUUCAGGUUCAGUGGAGCGAAAACAUUCAGGCUGGGUCUGUCCGGGGGCAUUAGAUGCUCAUGCAGAUGGGGAAUAAAGAGUACUGGGAGGAUUGCCACUAAGGGUCCAAUUUGGGUGCCCCACUGGUGCAAUUCCACUGGCUACAAUGGAGUUAGUCCCGUCGGUAUUGUGAGAUCAGCAUUAGCCCCUGAAUGCAUAAGUCUCUGCCACAGCUAUUGGUCCCAUUCACCACUGAGCUCGAGGGGAGGAGAGAAGUUGGGCAAGCAGCUAUCAAGAAACACCCCUUUCUCCCAAGCACCAUUUCUGGGCUGGCCCAGUAGCUAGGGGCCUGGUGGAGACUCAAGAUAGAUGCUGGAUCAUGGUCGCUGGCCUGCUGAACGCAAUGGGAGUCAGAAGCCUGAAUCCCUGUGAGGAUCUGGGCCUUAGUGCUGUGGGAAAAGGAGCGCCUUGCGCUGCUCAACAGUGCCCCCUCUGGUCAAUGGAGGAUCCGCAGCUGAAGGGAGACAACUGUAGUUUGCUGCAUAACCUGCUCCAGUGGACAGACACUCCUGGCUGUGCAAAUCCCCUGCUCCUGCACUAACAUUGACCUAAAGCUUCCUCGCCCAGGGGGUGAGGGCUAAUUGUGCUCUGCAUGGAUAUGUGGGCAGAGGCAGAACUGUAUGUUUCCAAUGAGAGGCUGAGUGAAAAUGGCCCAUAAUGGGUGCGUCUGUAAAUAUCUUAUUGCGACAGUAAUUUUUUUUACUGUGCUGUUUUUUUUAAUUGAGAAUGAUCUAGGGUUGAAAUUUUUUUAUACAUUUUCUGUGGAUCGGAAAAAAAAACAAAAUCUUCUGAGAAAUCUGUUUGAAAAUGAAAUUGAAAUGUCUUAUAACGCUCACUUACCUUAAUUUAUGUGUUCCAGUAUCUGGAACGUCACUCUCUGCUUUUCAUAACUAGUAUGUGUUUAAAAGAAAUAGAUUGGAAAAGAAAUGACGUGUUCUCAGGGAAUUAAACCUGAUAGUUACCAUGGAAACCCUGUGGUAACCAUCAUUCUUUGCUUUCAAUAAAGCAGCUUAUUUGCUGAUCA
This is a messenger RNA of Mauremys reevesii (Reeves's turtle), 3572 nucleotides long. It is a transcript of the gene LFNG, whose product is annotated as LFNG O-fucosylpeptide 3-beta-N-acetylglucosaminyltransferase. The transcript is spliced from 8 exons. The record is from RefSeq and is a predicted model, not a curated record. Gene Ontology annotation, molecular function: O-fucosylpeptide 3-beta-N-acetylglucosaminyltransferase activity. Bases 172 to 1299 code for a protein of 375 amino acids. Gene Ontology annotation, cellular component: Golgi membrane. Lineage: Eukaryota; Metazoa; Chordata; Testudines; Geoemydidae. Gene Ontology annotation, biological process: pattern specification process; regulation of Notch signaling pathway.